AUGGUUCCUUUUCGCAUACGAUGUAACACAUGUGGGAAUUACAUAUCGGAAGGCACCAAAUUCAACAGCCGUGAAGAAGAAGUUAUCGGCGAGACCUACUUAGGGAUCAAGUUACAUAGGUUUUACAUCAAGUGCACCAACUGUUGCGCCGAGCUGACACUGAAGACCGAUCCACAGAAUUCAAGUUACGUAGUCGAAUCAGGUGCGACUCGAUGUUAUCAUCAUCACGAGGAAGAAGCGGAGAAGCAAGUUGAGGAGAGUGGGGAUGUGAUGAGUUCUUUAGAGAAGAGAGCAUUGGUUUCUAAAAGAGAGAUUGAUGUUAUGGCUGCGAUUAGUGAGUUGAAAUCUAGACGCAUGUCGGUGAGUGUAGACUCUAUGCUUGAGGCUUUGAGUAGAAGAGAAGAAGUUGCAAAAGAUGAGGAAGCAGUGUUGGUCAAGUCUAUCAGAUUUGGUAAACAGAGGAGGAUUGCAGAAGAAGAAACCGAUGAGAAGAAAAUGGAUGACAAGAAACCAAAGAGUAAAAGACUUGCUUGUGGUAAAUCUCUAAUCCAAAUCUCCUCUGCUCGCAUAAUAACCAAGAAGAAGAUGAAGAAGACAAGUCUAGGGCUUGCAUCACUAUGCCACAGCUAUGGUGCUUCAGAUGAGGAAGACUGA
Microthlaspi erraticum is the source of this 654-nucleotide messenger RNA. Lineage: Eukaryota; Viridiplantae; Streptophyta; Magnoliopsida; Brassicales; Brassicaceae. The record is from the annotation of a GenBank genome assembly.